AUGUCAGCGAUACGAAAAGGUGUCCAACGACAACUCUUCCAAACGGACGACGAACGUCUCCAUGCCAUUAUUCAUGUUGUGCGAGUGGACGGUCGCAAAAAGAAGAGACCUACGUUUUUCUGCUUAGCAGUGACAAUAGAACAUCCGAUUUCGGUGCGACUAUACUUUGUCAAGGGAGAAAAAGACGAUGCGUUCAAGAAACGAACUAGGUUCUACCUCCGUGAUGUAAAAGAAGUUGAUGGAAUAAAUCCGAAGAGGGCAUUACCGGAUUUUCACAUCACCAUUGGAGAUCAUCGCUAUAGUAUCACGGCAAGCACACCAGAAGAAAAGGAUGAGUUCAUUCGAGAACUGUACAAGCUUUCGGCGCAAUAUCUGCCUGUGCAGAUGCCUGACUUCUGCAAUGUCUCUAUUCCCAUCGACAAUCGUGAAAUUUCCAUACUUCCGAUUGAAACAAAUGACGAAGAUAGCGGUGACGUUAUCCACGAUUACCAGCCGGUAAGCGCAAAAGAGGAAGCAGAUUUCCGUCGUCUUUUAAUGAAGGCAGAGCUCACUAUCGGGGAAGCUGACAAGUUUUCAGAGGUUCUCUCAGCUCAACUGCAAUCGCUUGAUGGUGCAAAUAUACAGUCUAUGAUGGGAAGUGAAAUGGCAGUGAAUCAGCUCCUAGCACUUUUAGAUGGCGCACUUGAUAAAGUUGCUUUGCUAGAGAAAGAAAUUGAUAUCUGUGACGCCAUCCUUGCGCACGUGAGGAAUAGCGUAGAGCUGAUCGAGGAGAAAGAUAGUCUCUCGGCUGUCGAGCGUAGAAAUAAGGACCGACUACAACAAGAACUAACUGAUUUUGUUGCUGCUCUGGAUACCGUUACAGAUAAUCACAUUCGAACACUCAAGGAAGCUAACCUUAACGAUGCUGGAAGCAUCGCUCGUUGUGCAGAAGCUGCUCGUGCUGUUUCACACUUUUGGAAUGGAUGCAUUUCGAAGCCGAUGCUUCAGAUGAAAGCAUAUGAGAAAAGAAAUCGUGAUCUUGCUGUGAUUGACCUCUUCGUGGAUCGCUUCAUGUCACAUCUUUCGGCUAUAUUCAACAACCUCAAUGACUUCUCUCUUGGCCAGGAUUGGCACAGUCUCUCUAUACCUAAGCAGUCGCAACGAUUUCACGCUCUUUCUCCUCUCUCCGACCUUAUUAGUUGGCUGAAGGCGAAUAGGCCCACACCGUACAACGCAGCCAUUCAGCGAUACGUGGAGUCUACAAGAACGCUGUAUAAGCGCCAUUUUGAUACAUUUUUCGAAGCUGUUAUUGGCGAAGUCCAAAAACUAGGAUCUGCCGACAAACGUCUGAAUUCAUCGAAUUUAUCAGCUAAAAGUUCUCUCGACAGGCAGAGUUUCUCAUUGAGUGACAUUUCUGCGGAAUAUGGUCAAGUAUCAGCGCUAAUCGAAACGGUUUUGGGUGAGUUGGGGCCAAUUAUCGAGAUGGAACAGAAAUUCUGUGUCAGAUUUUUCCACAUAAACUCGGAACUAAUUUCGAACGCAGAAACGACAUCCACAGACAGCGGAGAAAGCACUAUCAUAGGAGGAAGAAAUGCCGAGCGUUACAUGAACGAGCAGGUCCGCUCUGUUAUGGCCUCGUUAUUUGAGUCACUGAGUGGUCAUUUGGAUCGGUUUUGUAAGGCCAUCUGCAAGCAAAACAUUAGCAACGUGAUGCUGUUGUUCAUCAUUAUGUCAAAGAAAGUGUUGCUGCCACAAGAAUCAGGAUCCUAUUAUUCUGUUACAUUUGGUACUUUCGUUGUGCUUAUUAAACGUCAGUUUGACUUGUUUAUGGAAUCGGAGGGACAAGCAUUGGCUGAUAUAAAAAUAUCGAAACGAGUUCGUUUGGGAAUUUUGCCAACGAUCGAAAGGUUUGCUGAUUUUGUAAGGACUGCUGAAUCGAUUUUCGAAGGAGCUGAAAGAAGGACAGAUCUUGAAAAAUGGUACGUCCAUUUGUAUCGAUGCGUUUGCGAGGGUAUCGAAAAGGCUGCCUCAAAUCCCAACAGUAAAUCUCCGAUGGCUGUAGUUCGGUUCGAAAAUUACCAUCAAUUAUAUUUGACCUUAUCCGAGUUAAAAAUUCCGUUUCUGGAUGCGCAACGGAAGGAUGCGAAGCGAGAAAAGGAAGAAAAUAUUGACCUUUAUGUCAGAGAAUAUAUGGGACGGCCUUUGGAAAGGAUUCAUGUUUUCUUCGAAGCUAUUCAAAACGCCAUCGAAAUGCGUGGGACAAAGCCAGACGAAAUUUCCUAUCAACCUCAGUUUAGCAGGGUUGAAUUGAAGAAGGUAAUUGCCAUGUACCCAGGAAAGGAAGUUAAAAAGGGGUUGGAGCAAUUGUACAGAAAAGUUGAAAAGCACCUUGUUGAUCAUUCCUCUUUAUUGCAAGUUGUUUGGAGAGAGAUGCAGGAUCAGUUCCUGAAACAACUACAAGGCUACCAACGACUGAUGGCCACUUGUUAUCCAGGCAAGAAGUGCGAAGUCUGCAAAAAGAAAUGUUCUGGAGAUGUGCUGAAAGCUAAUGAUAAAUACUUCCACAUCCAAUGCUUUCAGUGCAAGCAAUGCUCCAGGCCGUUGGGAGAAUCAGGAUUUUACACGACUGCCGAUGGCUCGUACCUCUGUCCUGAGGAUUACAGGGCUAUUGGCAGGAGUGUCACACAACGACCGACGGUAUCCGAGACACCAGCUGCUGCUCCGAGACCGACCGCUGUUAAUGGCGAACAAAGUAUUAACAACGUCAAAGAAUCUGAUCAACUCUCACCAUUAGGAUCGCCAUCUGUGAAAAAUGUCGUGAACAAACAAACAGUUAAGAAAAAAUCGCAAAAUGGCUCGAAGGUAAUCGUCCUUCAUGUUCGGAUAAAAAAUAGUAGAGUGAAAUCUGGUAUGAGAGAAGUCUACAGAUACGACUACAAACUCGAGAAUUCAUUUGAAAUUCUUGUAGUUGGAGCAGACUGUGCAGCAUGUAACCAACCUCUUCAUUCUGGUCAAGUUCUUCUUGCUCUUGGAUUAUCAUGGCACGUGUAUUGUUUUAAAUGCAGCGAAUGUGGUGCAGUGCUGCAUGGCGAGUAUAUGUCGCACGAUGGUAAGCCACUGUGCUUGCGGGACUACAAUGAAAAACACGGCGUGAAAUGUUACGAAUGUCACAAAUUUAUUGCUGGAAAGGUUCUGCAGGCUGGUGGGUACAAGUUUCAUCCAACUUGUGCACGCUGUUCCCGAUGUGGAUUGCAUUUCGGCGAUGGGGAAGAAAUGUACAUGCAAGGGGAUGAAAUAUGGCAUCCAUCCUGCGAACACUCGCGAACUACUGAGAAUAUCGCACCAUCAGCCAAGAGCACGACAUUGUCAUCUCGAAACGAGCCAAAGUACCAAUCUGCUUUUGGUCAGCAUCUCACCUAUAUGUAUCUCUUACCAGAAGCGGAGCAAACUUAUUUGCGUCAUCCAAUCACGAAUCCUAAGGAGCCAAAUGCUCCACAGUUCCAUGUACCCCAAGGUCCUAUUAAGAUUCGAAAAUCUCGCCUGUCCAUGCUUAAAACGGGAAUGCAGCGUCUCACGGAGGAUCUCGAAAAGAAUGUUCCGCGACCAAAAUCUCCUCAUAUGGAUAAUGAGGAACCUAUUGAAAUGGCACAUUAUCCUGCGGGACAUGCACCUGAUCCAGACAAGCUUCCAGCGAUUGAACGAGACGAUUUCCCUGCACCGCCGUAUCCCUACGCUGUCGAGGAACUGAAACGACGCUUAUCAACAUCUUCAAUCGAAAAUGAGAUUUCUGACGAUGAGCUGUCUGAAAGUGAGAGAAUAGAUGAAGAUAAACUGAAGAAGACUGUGGAACAGCUAGAGAAAUUUGAUGACUCGUCCAUCGCUCAUGUAAUUAAGCAAAACAUAGAGGAGAGCCACAAGAAACAAAGGUUGCCUCUUCACUGGGAUCCUCGUAAUGCUAGUCGUACUCCAUCAGCAAAAAAGAUGCCACAUCUCCGUUUCCGCUACGACGUUCCUAUCAAUGCAUCUCCAUCGCGUCAUCUUAACCGUCCACGACCAUGGGUUGCUUGGCAAGGAGGGGAACGAUCACAAGGCAAUACACUGCCGUGUUUCCAUGUUCCAGAAAGCAGAGGGAGUACUAUUCGAGCUGCUACAUUACCAACUGGCUAUAAUUAUGGAACUUUAUCGAUGGAAAAUCUCGAUACAACGAUUAGCAGUAAUUUCUCGGAUCACUCUCUUGCUGGUACUCUUGGUGGCACUGGUAUGCGGACUGUUGGUGAGAUGCGCUCCACUCUCCGUUCCUCACUUCCUGACAUGAGUAAACCUGCAAAAAUUUAUGAUCUUGCUGAUCUGCAAACCACAAAUAAAAAGUUACCGGAGGAUGCAGACAGACAACAUUUGGAACGUCAUCUGGCUCGCGAAGAGUUUGAAAGGCUAUUCGGAAUGAGCCCUAUCGAAUUCUACAAAUUGCCCGAAUGGAAGCGUAUCAACUUGAAGAGAAAGCAUAAACUAUUCUAG
Molecule: messenger RNA, 4494 nt
Organism: Necator americanus (New World hookworm)
Lineage: Eukaryota; Metazoa; Nematoda; Chromadorea; Rhabditida; Ancylostomatidae
Exons: 38
Coding region: 1-4494 (1497 amino acids)
Biological process (GO): exocytosis; lamellipodium assembly; cytoskeleton organization
Cellular component (GO): plasma membrane; exocyst; actin cytoskeleton
Molecular function (GO): actin filament binding; phosphatidylinositol-4,5-bisphosphate binding
Source: RefSeq, a predicted model, not a curated record